This is a messenger RNA of Aedes aegypti (yellow fever mosquito), 6782 nucleotides long. It is a transcript of the gene PKD, whose product is annotated as serine/threonine-protein kinase D1. Gene Ontology annotation, molecular function: ATP binding; protein serine/threonine kinase activity. Bases 1308 to 3869 code for a protein of 853 amino acids. Gene Ontology annotation, biological process: protein phosphorylation. Lineage: Eukaryota; Metazoa; Arthropoda; Insecta; Diptera; Culicidae. The record is from RefSeq and is a predicted model, not a curated record. The transcript is spliced from 9 exons.
AGACAGAUUUUUUCCAUCAGCAACGCAACACGUCGAACGUCGUGUGGCGCUUUUCUUCGUUUCGUUUUCUCCUGCCCGGAUUCGGUGAAAGGGUUUUGUAGUUUUCGUCGGUGAAACAAGUGGUUAUAAUUCUGAAAUUGAAACAUUAAAAUCGGCAGUCAAACCGGAAGUAAGUGUUUGAAGUGGCAGUGAAGAAGAAGUUUGAAGAUCACGCAGGUGGCAAAAACAAUCCGCGACUGGACCGCUCCCCAUUUUUCAGGCGUGAAAAGAGAAAUUGCUUUCCAUAAGAAGACCGCAAUGGCAUUCGUUGUCAUUGCAGAAAGAUUGCGAAAAUCACUGGAUGUCGAUGAUUAUCCUGCUGCUCCAUACGGAUGCUGAGCUCAAUAAAGUGAAGUGAGAUUCCAUUUGCCUCCUCCUGGCAGGAACAAGGACAUCAUGGUGAAGAAAUUUGAUUAGCCUCCCACCAGACACGAAUGGCCCCUUUAUAGAGGAGGAAUAAACGGAUUUGUUCCCCUCCCUGACUCCCCAAAUCCUUGUCCUUUGGUGUGUGUUGUAGAACUCCAUAUCAUUCCCGAAGGAUAUCCUUGUCGUUACACAUUUUAUGUUUCAUAACCCGAUAAGGCGUAGUGACGACAAUUUCCUUUACAAAGUAUUGCAAGUGAUAAUCCUAUUCCUUUCCCCCGUACCAUUCAUUUGGAAGACGUGAGUGCGCAGAGUUCCAUCUUGCUUCCCCAAGAGGUUUCUCCAGACGAAACAAAAAAGCACGAGAAAGUGAAGGAAUUUGCGGUGUAAACACACAUCGCCACUGACCAAUCAAAGAAGCACUUAAGUAAAAGAAGGUAGAUAAAGUUGAAGAGAGUGGUCCAACCAGACGACGGUGGUGUGUUUCUCGGUUGUUUUUGUUCUACUUUUUCGCCUCGUUGGCGUUUUGAUGUGACGGAGCAGAGUGCAAAGCGGAAAGCACGAAGAAAGCUGCUGACUUUACCCUUUAGCUCUCCCUGUCUUCUGGAUUGGGUCCACACGGCACUAGUGGACAGAGAAAGGAGAAAUAAAUACAUCGACCUCCCCAGCAGCAGCAGCAUCAACCCACAGGAUUCACGAUCCACCGCACAAAACAGAAUCUCUCAGUCUGAAUCUUUCACCUAGAGCAAUCGCUUAACAUAUAUGGACCAAUGGGGAAAUCUCCUACCUAAAAAGCCACAACAGUCAUUAUUUCUACAAAGGAACAUUCGGACGCGAAGAUACUGAAACAAACAGUAGUAAUACCGAUAUUGUUUCUAGCACCGGAACGACAAAGUUGCACAACAAUGGCUGGACCAGAAAUCACCUUCAUCUUCCAGUUCGGUAACCUGCGGGACAUCGUUACCGUAUCCAGCCAUGCACUGACGCUGAAAACGCUCAAGGAUCUAGCCUGUGAUUUUAUCAAUACUAAGGUACCCGAAAACGGUUUAAAUCGUUUAUCAGACCGUUUGCUCCUAUUCCGCCAUGACUACACUUCGUCCAACGUACUUCAAAUGAUCAACUCCGCGGCCGAGAUUGUCGACGAAACCCUUGUGGAAGUCGUGCUCACAGCCAAUCCAAUCAACGCCCCCGGAUCCGAUGACAUUCCGCUGGUGCGGCCGCACGCCCUGGCCGUCCACUCGUACAAAGCACCCACGUUUUGCGACUUUUGCGGUGAGAUGCUGUUCGGUUUGGUACGGCAGGGCCUCAAGUGUGAAGGAUGUGGCCUAAACUAUCACAAGCGUUGUGUCAUCAAAGUGCCAAACAACUGCAGCCGGGUGGAGCACACCGGAGUGCUGAAUGCUGGCAGUUGCAGCAGCGGCAAUCGGCGCACGUCCUCGCAACCCGCUAGGAGCCCCUCGGGAGGUUCAAGUACCUCGCUCAUCUCCGACGAUCAGGCGACCAGCGGAUCCGGCUCGCUGCUGCUCAAUCCAAAUGUCCAAUCGACGGCCAACAUUCGGCAGAGCCGAUCGCCAUCGCUUGGCAGCCGGGGUGGCGCCGUCGGAGGCAUCAAAAUACCUCACAGUUUCUCCAUUCACACCUAUACCCGUCCCACGGUAUGUCAGUAUUGUAAGAAACUCCUCCGCGGUUUGUUCAAGCAGGGAGUGCAAUGUCGCGACUGCCACUACAAUGCACACAAGAAAUGUGUGGACCUCGUGCCGAAGGAUUGUACUGGAGAAAAUACCCAACCGGUAGAUCCGCAUGACGAUCGCAACCUGCUCGGGGAGCGUGAAAUGACCUACAAGGAAGACACAGGCGACGAAAGCGACGUGGAUGACAAUCUCUGCGGAAGCGGGUUGAUGAACAACAACAAUAAUAAUAGUAUCAACCAGAAUCGAAACGUGAACCUGAUGGACAGUGGUCCACCGGUAAAAAUCAACGGUAUCAUCUCUCAGCUGCGCGAUGACGAGUCGUCCGAUCGGCUUGAGGUCAUAUGUGAGCAAUCUCGACAAUCCAGCAACUCAUCGUCUUCCCCGAGUGCGAACAUUCCCCUGAUGAGGAUCGUCCAGUCCGUGAAGCACACCAAGCGGCGCGAUGGGCGGGCAAUUAAAGAAGGUUGGUUGGUGCACUUCACCAACAAGGACAAAUCUGUCAAGCGGCACUACUGGCGGCUGGACUCGAAGGCGAUUACGCUGUUCGUGUCGGACCAGGGCAGCAAGUACUACCGGGAGAUUCCGCUGAACGAGAUUCUUACGGUUGACGCGGCGAGGAAUCUGCAGAGCGAAGUGCUGCACUGUUUCGAAAUCCGGACGGCCAACGUGGACUAUUUUGUCGGGCAGGACCCGUUGUACAAUCUGAAGGAAGGAGAUCCUAUGCUAGCUCUUCCACCGCCGGACAGUGGAAUCGGUGCAUACUUGGCCAAAAGUUGGGAAACAGCCAUCAAGCAGGCGCUAAUGCCGGUGACCAACAUACGGUCGGAAUCCGCCGGUGGAGAACCGGAAGAGAAGGUCACCGACAUGAGCCAGCUGUAUCAGAUUUUCCCGGAUGAAGUGCUCGGCUCGGGCCAGUUUGGCAUCGUGUACGGAGGAGUGCACCGGAAAACGCACCGGACGGUUGCCAUCAAAGUGAUCGACAAGCUACGCUUCCCCACGAAACAGGAAGCGCAGCUCAAGAACGAAGUAGCGAUACUGCAGAAUCUGUCGCAUGCUGGCGUGGUAAAUCUGGAGCGGAUGUUCGAAACACCUGAACGGAUAUUUGUCGUGAUGGAAAAGCUGAAAGGCGAUAUGCUGGAGAUGAUUCUUUCGCACCAGAACGGACGACUGAACGAGCGGGUUACUAAAUUUUUGAUUACUCAGAUUCUCGUUGCUUUGAAAUACCUGCACAGUCGGAAUAUUGUGCACUGUGAUUUGAAACCGGAGAAUGUACUUCUAUCGUCGGACAACGAGUUUCCCCAGGUGAAGCUGUGUGAUUUUGGCUUUGCGCGAAUUAUCGGAGAAAAGUCCUUCCGGCGAUCCGUCGUUGGAACGCCUGCAUAUUUAGCUCCGGAGGUCCUUCGGAACAAGGGCUACAACCGCUCGUUGGAUAUGUGGAGCGUCGGGGUAAUCAUCUACGUGAGUCUAAGCGGUACCUUUCCGUUCAACGAAGACGAAGACAUCAACGACCAGAUCCAGAAUGCGGCCUUCAUGUACCCUCCGAAUCCGUGGAAGGAAAUAUCUUCUGAUGCGAUCGAUCUCAUCAAUAAUCUGCUGCAAGUGAAGCAACGGAAACGAUUCACCGUGGACAAAUCCCUGCUGCACUGUUGGCUACAGGAUCUGCAAACCUGGAAUGAUUUGCGCAUCCUGGAGAGCCAAGUCGGGCUGCGUUAUCUCACCCAUGAGUCCGACGAUGCUCGUUGGAGCAACUCGUCCAUCAGCGGUGGUAUCCCAUGACCUGAAUCAGCUACAGUCACCACAACAGCAGUCACCAUGACUGGUAGCGACGGAGGAGCGGUUGGCAAUAGCAGCAGUAACAACAGCAACAGCAGCAGCAACAACCAGUCCUCGCCGAAAAUGAACGACUUCCGCGGCAAGGCUUACAAGUGGGUACGUGGGCGUCUCUGUCGGUUAAUCAAGGCCUAGGGUUACCCCUUCCUAAAACCAGGUGGGUGGGUAACAUACUUAUAGAUUUACAUUCUACACACACACAAAAACUACCCGAGCAAGCGCAGGUACGCCAACAGAGUGAGAUGCGGAGGAGAAAGCAUCCUUUAGAUCCAUCCCCAGGAAUUCAAGCGAUAGAUACAUAUAUUCUUCCCAGUGUGCAAAUGUUAAGCAUUUGACAAUGGAACUUAAAACCUGUAAAAUAUGUAAUUAUAGCCAAAACGAUUCGAAGACAGGCCAUAUCUUUGCCUGAGCAACGUCUUGUAUUAUAUGCGAUGAAAAAAAGUUCAAUCAAUAUUAUCACAACAUUAGCCAAGAAUAAUGCAAUUAAGUCGAUACGUGAACAAUAUAAAACAAACAAAAUGAAGGAAUUGAUAUCGCGAACAGGUUGAUUCAAGCUGAUAAGUAGAUAAAUCACUACAAAAGUAGGUACUAUUAUUACACUUGCUAACAAGUAAAUUGAAUUAUUCGGCGAAAAGCGGUCAUCACACUACUGUGGACAACGCUAUUCUCAAACUAUGUUAUCCUACUUAUCAUAACUUCCGUGCCAAAUUCGGCCAAGUGGACAUACACAAUAAGCAUAUACGUAUCUUUUAACUGCAAACGGGACUGGAGGAAGGCGUUUUUAUCUAUUCCAUGAAAAAAUUGUUUACAUUAUUAUGUUUUUUUUUUAUUUAGCUGGAUAAGAUCUAACUUUUAAGGGAUGUCUAGGUGUACACGUACCUGUUUCUUUGCGUACUGCUAGCUAGCUUAAUGUAAGUUUGUUGAAUUUUGGUUUUUGUAACUGCUUUAAGCUUUGUUUUUUUUUACAUAUUGGAGGAUUGAAGCCGUUUCACGGCAAAUUAAUUGACUAUACUGAUUAGAUAUGCGAUAAUUAACCUUGACCUUGAGUUGGCUGAAGCAAGGGCAGACUGACUAUCUGGACGGAAGCAUAUCACUUAACCAAUUAUACGGGCUUUUAAAAUGCGGAUCACAUUUCACAUGUAAGAGCAAAUAUUUCCUUCUGAAAAUAAAACGUUCCAGUGUCUACCAAUCGAGUAAAACUGAUGCAGCUUUAGCUCACGAGCUUAUACAAAACCACCAACUCUACCUUCAAGGAGGAAGCCAUCAGUUUAUUAUACAAUACAGUUUCAUAUACUUCCUUCUAGAUAGCCAUAUAUUCACUCUGCAGCCAGAGCAUUAAUCACAUUUUUUACGAUUUGUGCUUGAAAAUUGUUACCAAUUUGCUACAAUGAACUUUAAAAGAUUUUUAUAUUCCCUUUUUCGUAAAUCAUGUAUAAUGUUCAUCAUUAUCCAGUGUAUAACCCAUUUUUUGCAUACUUGUGUUUAGUGCAUACUCUCGGGCGUUUGGUGAAAACUUUUGGGCAUUUAGGCAUAAUUAGCCAAUGAAAAAAAAAACACGAAUGACUUUGGAUGUGCCCUAAACGCCUUGAAGUAUUCAAGGAAUAUGUCACAAAAAGCAAAGCUUAAAGCAAGCAUCCUUAGCUAACUGUAAUGACAAUACUAACUCACAAGAAUACUCUUGAUGAAAAAAAAACUGAGCAGAUCUGAACUGUUAGAUAAAUAUGUACUGUAAAGAGUCAAUCCAGCUUAGUAUGUACAGUGAAACUUUGUUCUGAACAUGUUAAGUGUUUUUAAACGCGUCGAUAUUCGUACUAUCAUCACAUUAAAUGUUUUGAUUGUGUUACUUAAGCUUACUUGUAGUGUUAUUUUCGGUAGCUAUCUUAAAAUGAAAACUGUAUUACUGUUUUAUAUCGAAACAUUCCUGGUAAGGAGCUUACAUUUUUAUUGUCCUGUUUAAUGUUUUCGUCUUCGAAAAUAAAAUACAAUUUUUAUUCAGAUUUUUUUUAGUUUUUAUCUAGAAAUAUAUCGUAACCAAAACGCAAUAUGCAUAUUACCAACUAACAUACUCAUCGUAGCAAGGUGGACUUACACAACCCCGCCAAACUAGCAGAUCACUUUUUUUUUCUGAGUAAUAACUAUAUUAUUCAUCAAUCUUCAAAGUGCCUAAAAUCGAAUGAAUGUAUCAAAUGAAUAUCCUGCUUAUCAGUUUAUCCAUAGAACUCGCAUUCACCAUUUCUGAAAACUAUCAACUCAGUACUGAAAGAUCAUCGAAUUCAUCUAUUCAUAUUACAUUUCCUUCGCCGGUCCUAAAAUGCUAACAUUUUCUCAACUAACACGGCUAACUAACGCAUUCCACACAUUCGUGUGUAAUAGAUAGCAAGAGUUCUAAGUAUUUAUCAACACAAGAAAAUCGUGUUCAUUUGUCAGCUUUCAACGUGAUAGUAGAAAAAAUUAAACAUCUCCCAUCAGUCCCAAAAAGCCGAAUUUAAUCCAAACUAUUGUAGCCAAAAUGGGAUUACAAUACGGUGAACUGAAUCUAAACAAUACAAAUCAUGCCAAAUGUAUACAACUACACAAUUACUUAAAGUUUGCCAAAAGUAUGAGAAUUGGAGCCCUUUGAUUGACGGAAACUAAUGGAACAGCCAAAUGCUCAGACGCGUGUACGAAGCGAGUGAUGAUGACUUGAGAAGAUUACGACAUGACGGGUCAGUAGUAGCAGUGUAUCUCACUGAAAUCAACUUAAUUCCAUUUUUAGACGUUUUUUCUAUAUAAAUUUCUUUCCGAGUAGGGCUAGAUAUUUUAAUUAACUAAACUAAAAUACAACCAGUAAGUAGAGUGCAACAGCAGCAACAAUUACAA